Molecule: messenger RNA, 372 nt
Organism: Penicillium olsonii
Lineage: Eukaryota; Fungi; Ascomycota; Eurotiomycetes; Eurotiales; Aspergillaceae
Source: the annotation of a GenBank genome assembly
AUGCUAAACGUUAGCAGGAUGCAGAGCAUGUUCUAUCAAGACGGGGAGCUGAUCCCAGAGCCAGAAUACGACCCUCGUCAAGUCUCGAAUUGGGUCAAUGUCUUCGUCCAAGCCUCCGAUCAUGAAUUUGACGAUGAAACCAUUAUGCGAACCGUCUCCAUGAAGAUCCACAAUGGUGCAGGUACUAUCUCCUCUCUGCCAGAGCACCACAAUCGCGCUCUUUGCGUAUCAAUCAAAGCCCCAGGCGAGUACAACUCCGACAAGGCUUCUAUCUUCGCCGCUGCCGAGCUGCAGUCGGAUUUCUAUCGUCAGGAGAUUCGCACUGGUCGUGUUCGCAUCAACCGAGAGCUGCUUUUCCGCCGCGAUGACUAG